This is a messenger RNA of Salarias fasciatus (jewelled blenny), 989 nucleotides long. RefSeq names its product zinc finger protein 2-like. The transcript has 2 exons. The record is from RefSeq and is a predicted model, not a curated record. Lineage: Eukaryota; Metazoa; Chordata; Actinopteri; Blenniiformes; Blenniidae. Gene Ontology annotation, biological process: regulation of transcription by RNA polymerase II; regulation of neuron differentiation. Gene Ontology annotation, molecular function: RNA polymerase II cis-regulatory region sequence-specific DNA binding; DNA-binding transcription factor activity, RNA polymerase II-specific. Gene Ontology annotation, cellular component: nucleus. The coding region runs from base 22 to 573 and encodes 183 amino acids.
ACCUGCGCCCAUCCCAACGCCAUGGAGUGCGAGGCGAUCGGCACGGAGCUCAACCUGCCGCUCAAGGUGGUGCAGAUCUGGUUCCAGAACACCAGAGCCAAGGAGAAGCGCUGGAGACUGCAGCAGGAGAAAAUGUCUCCUGUGUCGGGCGGGAAGGUGGACAUGAGCUCAGGAAGCUACCUGCAGUACAGCGCUCUCAAAGCCAACCGGCCCAUCCUGCCCAAGCCGGUCCAGCUCACGGUCACAGAACCCGCCGGGUCCCCGGUGGCCGGUCAGCCGGUGCCCAAAGAGACCCUGACCGGACGCUGCGACGCCUGCAACGUCUCCUUCGAAUCCCGGGCCGCAGCGAGAGCCCACGUCUUCUCGCCGUGUCACCUGGCCACCCUGAGAACCACUAACUUUGGCCAGCCGAUGGCGCUCGUCAACAAGAACGCGAGCGGGAACGGCACGUCCGGCAGCGCCGUGUCGGGCUCGCAGGUCUCUCUUUCCACUACUGUAACCAGCUCCGGCGCCGCUUCCGGGGCAGACGCGGUUAUCGAAAUGCCUCCAGCGACGGCCACCAGCAAAAGUUAAAAACUCAGAUCAGGAUUGGUCUGCACACUGACUCGUCGGGCCCGUUUGGGCUCCUUCACACUUUAAUAAAUUUUGAGCACUAAUCCUCAAAAACUAAUUGAGUUUUUGACGUCGGCUCCCUUCCUGCAUCUGCUUCCCUCUUGCUCAACCCUCACUGACUCGAUGUCCGUUAAUCCAUAGAGCUCACCUGGAAAUCGGGUCCCUCAGCAGACUCUUUCCAUGCUGCUUGUCGCCGCCCGAUUCCCACACACUUCUCCUCCAUGCAGUUUUGGUCCUAACCCUGUGGUCACAUAUUAACUUACUACAACCUUCCUAAAAUUUGUAAAGACACUCAACGUGCCGUGCUUGAGCUGUUCUGCCCUGAAGACUGAUGCAAGCGUUUCCUUUUUUGGGGGCCCGGAAACACUUUUUGGGAU